CGUACGCGAACACAACAAGAUGGCGAGAGUUGCUCGUCAAAUCUGUUAAAAAACGCUAUAAAACCUGAAAAUUAAUAGCUUAUUUAUAUCUAAAAGUAUUCGGCCGAGUGUAUUGAGGCGAGGUUAUAUAUUUGGAAGAGUUUGUUUGGUAGGCGUUGCCUGCAAGCGAGUUGCGAAAGUUUCUUGCCAGGCGAGGAGACCUUCUGGACUUGUUGUUGUUGCUGCCACAGCCAGCUCUUGUGGCUGUCGUAGUCGUUGUUGCUACCUGCCGCCUGCCACUGUUGCUUUGUGCAGUGACUGCAAAAAUUAUGAACAACUACGGCAACAUAAUGAUGGACUCACCAAGAUCGUCGCCCCACGGCGGACGCUCACCGGUGGUGGCCCGCCAGGAUUCAUCAGGGACGCUGAAGACAACCAUUUCAUUGGGCAAAACACCAACGAUCAUACACACGGGUCCCUUCUACUCGAUGAAAGAGCCGCCGGCCAAGGCGGAGCUGACAGGUGACAAGGAUCUCAUGACUGAAUACGGUCUGCACCACACGCUGACGAAAUUCAAGGAGAAAAAGUUUAAAGAAUCGCUGUCUUCCUUUCUGCAAAACAUCCCUGGCAUCAAUGACCUCAUCACGCAUCCCGUUGAAAACAGUACGCUGCGGAGUGUGAUCGAAAAGCCGCCCAUCGGUGGCAAGGAGCUCCUGCCGCUGACUGCAGUGCAGUUAGCCGGCUUCCGUUUGCAUCCCGGACCACUUCCGGAGCAGUAUCGUACCACAUAUGUCACACCUGCGCGAAAACACAAAAACAAGCACAAAAAGCACAAACACAAAGAUGGCGUGACCACGGGGCAGGAGUCGACGCUUCUGGAUUCUGCGGGCCUGGACACUUACGAAAAGAAGCACAAGAAGCAGAAGCGGCACGAGGAUGACAAGGAGCGCAAGAAACGGAAAAAGGAGAAGAAGCGCAAAAAGAAAAAUCAAAGUCCCGAGCCUGGAGUCGGCCUGCUGCCCGGUGGAGCUGGUCUGGGCAAUUCUACUGGAGGUGGAAUAAUGGGCGCUACCGGUCUGGGUUCGCUGAGCGGUGGUCCUGGGCCUGGACCCGGCCCUGGCAUGUCCAAUCUGGGUGCCAGCAUGGGUCCUGGAGUCGUCGGCAUGAACAACUUCCCCUCAUCAAUGCAAAUGCAGCAGCAACAGAUGCCUAUGCAGCAGCAGCAAAUGCCCAGCGGAGGCCUUUUGGGUUCAGUCCUGGGCGUUGGCGGUGGCCCUGGCGGAGGAGGUGGCGGCGCAGGCAGUGGGGGUGGCGGUGGUAGCUUACUAAUGUCACAGUUUUAGGCAGGAUCCUUUAGUAAAAUAGACUUUGGCUCAUUACCUCUCAUCAGACUCCCACAGAUGGAAAAACAAAACAAAAAACACGAGCACACAGACCAAUCCAGAGAUGCAUCGCUUCAGGAUCGACCGUGCCUGAAGGGCAGCUUGCACUUCUCUAGAACAAUCCAUGUGUCCAGGUGUCCUCAUUGCAGCGCACUCUAAAUGCAAUCUUCUCGAUAAUGUUUCGUGACUAGUUAUUAAUUUAUGAAUAUGAUUAUUGUAAAAUAGUUUAUUUUUGUAAUUAGCCAACAUUUUUCGUUCGUUUUUCGCGCUAGCUUAAUGAGAUUUAUUUAAAUGCAAGUUAUGGUACAAAUCGCACGCAAAACGUUUCCGCUCUCGAUUCCAGCUCUAAACCCCGCCACGCCCCGCGAAGCUCUUAUUGAACAUUUUGCUUAACGAUUUACACACAGAUAUUUUUUAGGGUCAGUAUUUCAAAUCUUUGCAAUGGUUUGUUCUUCCAGCAAAUUUAUAAAAACACAAAAGAAAAAAAAAAGCUGAGA
Drosophila obscura is the source of this 1858-nucleotide messenger RNA. RefSeq names its product mediator of RNA polymerase II transcription subunit 19 (gene MED19). Gene Ontology annotation, cellular component: mediator complex. Gene Ontology annotation, biological process: positive regulation of transcription by RNA polymerase II. The record is from RefSeq and is a predicted model, not a curated record. Lineage: Eukaryota; Metazoa; Arthropoda; Insecta; Diptera; Drosophilidae. Gene Ontology annotation, molecular function: transcription coregulator activity; transcription factor binding.